Molecule: messenger RNA, 7700 nt
Organism: Sceloporus undulatus (fence lizard)
Lineage: Eukaryota; Metazoa; Chordata; Lepidosauria; Squamata; Phrynosomatidae
Gene: PTGIS
Product: prostaglandin I2 synthase
Exons: 10
Coding region: 196-1710 (504 amino acids)
Biological process (GO): prostaglandin biosynthetic process
Molecular function (GO): monooxygenase activity; heme binding; oxidoreductase activity, acting on paired donors, with incorporation or reduction of molecular oxygen
Source: RefSeq, a predicted model, not a curated record
AGCGAGGGGCGGAGACGGAGCUGCUUUUAAAUAGCUCCGAUCGAAGGAGUGAAGCAGCCAGAGAGAGCGAACUAGGGAAGCUGGGCUUCUGCCUUUGCUUCCUUCCCUCCCUCGCUCUCUCGGUGGACCCGCCUGGCUCCUUCCUUCGCUCACCUUCGAAGGCAUCUUCCUCUGCAGCCCAGCGCAGCCUCUGCCAUGAUGAGCACAACUGCCUUCCUCCUCUUCGCCCUCCUCCUCCUCCUGCUUCUGGUGUCCUUUCGUUUCGGAAGAUCUCGGCGACCAGAUGAACCUCCGCUUGAUAAAGGUGUCAUUCCUUGGCUUGGUCAUGCUCUCGAAUUUGGGAAAGAUGCUGCCAAAUUCUUGUCAGAGAUGAAGAAGAAGCAUGGUGAUAUUUUCACAGUUCAAGCUGCAGGGAAAUUUAUCACCAUCUUGCUGGAUCCUCACUCCUAUGAUGUGGUGCUUUGGGAAUCCCGCUCCAAGUUGGACUUCAACAAAUAUGCACGUGUUUUAAUGGACCGAAUGUUUGAUGUCAGACUCCCAGAUUAUGACCCCAAUGAAGAAAAGGCCCUGUUAAGAAUGACUCUGCAAAACAAGAAUCUUUCCUCCCUGACAAAGGCAAUGGCCUUCAAUUUGCAAACUGUUCUGCUUUCUGACCCAAGAAGUGCUACUCGCCAGUGGAAAGAGGAGGGCCUCUUUCACCUUUCCUAUAGUACUAUGCUCAGAGCUGGAUACCUGACACUCUAUGGGAAUGAAGGGAAGGAUUAUCAAGAUAUCUUUAAUCAAGCAAAAGACCAGGCUCAAUCACUGGAAGUAUAUAAUGAGUUUUAUAAACUAGACCGUCUAUUGAUGAAAGCUGCCCGCUCCAGCCUAAGUGCAGAGGAGAAGAAAAAAUUUGACAGUGUCAAGAAGGAUCUCUGGAAAUUACUUUCUGUCGAAAGGUUGGAUGGCAGAGCAAACCGAAGUGUUUGGCUGGAUUGCUAUAAGCAGCAUUUGGUCAACAUGGGAGUGGAUGAAGAUAUGCAAACUCGAGCCAUGUUGCUUCAGCUCUGGAGCACUCAGAGUAAUGCAGGACCUGCAGUUUUCUGGCUUCUCUUGUUUCUUUUAAAACACCCUUCAGCUAUGGCAGCAGUUCAAGGUGAAAUGGAAAAAAUAUUGGGCUCCAGAAAACAUACAACUGGACAUGUGUGUGGGAUCAGCCAAGAGAAAUUGGACAGCACACCCAUUUUUGACAGCGUAAUGAAUGAAACUCUGCGUUUGACAGCAGCUCCUUUUAUCACCAGAGAAGUCCUUCGAGACAUGUGUCUGAGGCUGCCAGAUGGCAGAGAAUAUUGCCUGAGAAAGGGAGAUAGGCUUUGCCUGUUUCCAUAUAUAAGCCCUCAAAUGGACCCCCAAAUCUACGAAGAGCCAGAGAAAUUCAAAUAUAAUAGGUUCCUCAAUGCAGAUGGCACAGAAAAAACAGACUUCUAUAAAGGAGGAGAAAAGCUAAAGUAUUACACCAUGCCAUGGGGAGCAGGAAUCAAUGUCUGUAUUGGAAAGUGCUUCGCAGUGAAUAGUAUCAAACAGUGCGUUUUCCUCCUCUUGAGAUAUUUUGAUUUGGAGCUGAAAGAUCCUAAGAUAAAGAUUCCAGACGUUGACAAGGAAAGAUAUGGCUUUGGAAUGUUGCAGCCAGAAAUGGACAUCAUAGUUCGAUAUAAACUGAAAGAGCAGUAGUACAGCAUGUUUCUUUUCCCAAGCAAAUUCUGGAAAUUGCUUCAUAAUCAGCAAGAAAACAGCUCUUCAUGGUUUCUGUUGAAAAAAUGUUAUCUCCAUGCUAUUCCUAAGGGAUGACCUAUGCAAUAACUACGAACAGGCCAUCUUAAGAUGUUCACUGUCACCUGUAAGCUGUUUGCAUGAAAAAGAAUCAGUAUUUGGGUUUUGCCAUUUUUACUACAUCACUUCAGCCCAACAUUUUGGGACCUGCAUGGUGGUGUAAGUGGAUAAUUGUAAACAGUUCACAACAUGGCAGCUGUUAAAGUGACUUUCAUGUGACAAGCACAAAUAUGAAGUGAACUAGCAAAUAUAUCGGAAUGGUUAGUAGUUGUUGGCUUAUUUUAUUUAUGCUUAGGCUUCUUCCAGUAAUAUGAAAUGCCAAAUACCAAACAGAUGCAAUUUAAAUUGUUACAAGGGGAAUGGUUAGUAAGUGUGAUCUGGGAGAAGUUGUUUAAAUGUUGGUUUGUUCUGCAAUUGUUUUGCAAGAUAUCAACAACCAUUUCUGUAUCUUUUUUCUGGUCCUUUCUCCCCUCACCUUCAAUUUUAUCACUAUGGUUUUAAUCUUAUACGCUCUUAGGCUGCACUUUUAUACCCACUUACAACUGAAGUUGGUAGAUUUCCUCUGAACUUGCAUAUUGAUUUUCUACAAUAGCUUUUACACACAUUUAAGCCGUUUUUUUCUCUCUCUUUCCCUAUUUCCUCCCCCAAUACACUCAUAGAUAUAUAUUAUAAGAUAAAAUAAAGAUAAAGAUGGGAAGCAAGAUUUUGCUUGCUGUUCCUGCUCUACCAUCUAUUUGUUCAAAGAUCCUGAAUAGAGAAGGGUUGUUGUAGUAGUUGUAGUUGUCAUUGUUGUUGUUGUUACUAUAUGCCUUCAAGUCAACUCCAAUGUAUGGUGACUCAUAAUAGGGUUUUCAUGGCAAGAUUUAGUAAGUUUGGCAUUGACCUCUUCAGCUGAGAAAAUGUGACUUUCCAAAGGUCACCCAUUGGCUUUCCAUUGCUGAAUCCUAGGCUCCCAGAGUUGUAGCCCAACACUCAAACCACCACAACACAUUGGACUAUCUAUGAGCAAUGUAGAUACAGAAAUAAUAUCUUUUAAGAAGGGGUCCCUGCAAAAGACAUACUCCAGUUAGGUGUGCUGAACCUGUACCCAGACAGCUGUAUACAUGUAGGUGCUGUUUAGACUCUUAGCUGACAGGACAGGGCUAGCAGAUGCAGAUCCCUGUUGUUUAUAUCCAUGACUAUGGCUGCUGUCACACAGUAGAAUUAAUGCAGUUUGAUACAGCUUCUUCUUCCAUAGCUCCAUCCUAUGGAAUCCUGGGAUUUGUAGUUUAUUGUGAUGCUAGAGUGCUCUGACAGAGAAGGCUAAAUGUCUCAUAAAAUUACAAAUCUCAGAAUUCCAUAGCAUUGAGCCAUGGAAGUUAAAGUGGUGUUAAAUUGCAUUAAUGCUGGAGUGUAGCUGCAGCCUAAGUCAUAAAAAGAUGGAUACAAUAUGCCAUUUUUGGUUUCUUUCAGCUGCUGCUGCUGCUUUCUCCUCCUCUUGUUUUGCAAGUAGUUUUCUAAAUAUAAUGCACUUUGAACAUUAUUUUUGCUAAUAUGCACUUUUUGUGUGCAUUUUUUAAAUUAGAGAAUGUUCUUGCAAAAUUCAAAGGAGUGCCAGGUUUGAAGGGUAACUUUCACAAAUGGAAAGAGUGUAAAACCAUUUUGGGGAGUGGGCCAAAUUUGUCUGCCCCACAGCUACUGGUGGGAUGGAUGUCAUCAGGAUCAUGGCCAUGCCCUCUAGCAUCAUUGGAUUACUUGGAUCAAGUGCCCAGGAACCCAACUGUAUACUGCAUGAUAUACCUAUGAUGGGGAGGGACUUUGAGAGGGAAUAUGUAUUUUUAGGGAUUCUAUGGACUAGAGAAGAGAUUAAGGGGCUAUACAGACAGACCAAAGGGGUGGCAUGCAGCCAUCCCUGUUUCAGCCAGAUUGGGGCUGCAGCAACCACACGCCGUGGCACCAACCUUGCAAAGCACAAAAAGGAGCCGCAAAAACCAGCUCCUUAUGCACCUUUCAAAGGGCGCAAUGGGCGCAUUGCCACAGCUUGGCAGUGCUCCUUCGGUGCUGUGUUGUGCAGAUGCAGCACCGAAGGAGUGUCGUGCUGCCGCAUGCCGUGUGCUACGGUGUGCAGUAUCGUGGAGACGCUAUACCCUGACUCUGCCCCCAGCCUUUUAGGCAGGUGUGUACAGGCUCCAAGUUCACAAAUGUUCCCUUCCCCUGGCAUAUUGGCUUAAUAGUGCAUUAAAAAGCAAGCCAAUAUGGCCUUUGUUUGGUUUCACUAACCACAUUACUGAAACACACUCUUAUAGCACUGCUAUUCCACUUUUACUGCUCUGGCUGCCUCCUGUUACAUUCUGAGGUUUGUAGUUCAGUGAGGUCUAAGAGAUCUCUGGCUGAGAAUUUUAAAUACCCCUCCUUAAACUGCAAAUCCCAGAAUGUAACAGGAACAGUUAAAGUGGAAUAGCGGCACUGUAAAAGUGUAGUGUGGUAAAUUAGUAAAAUAGUUAGAUUUUUAAAAGACAGGGCUCUGUCACCUUUAAAAGCAAGCUGAGCCUUAAUUUACAUUAAGAUGUGAUUAACAACACAAACCCUAUGAUAGGUUCAGAUUGCUAUAAAUUAACAACUUGAAGAAACAUGAUAACAACAACAACAAAGACUUGCAUGCUGCCAGCCUCAGGUGAAGGCAAUGGCAAAUCUCUGAACAAAUAUUGCCAAGAAACCUCAUGAUUGGUUCACCUUAGGUUUGCCAUAAGUCGUAAGCAGUUGAAGGCACACAACACGCACAAAUGCACACAGCAGACUUGCAGGAGAGGAAGGACUGUGUUUUUAGUCUAGAGUUCCAACUGUCUUAGGUAGCAUAGUCAAGGAUGAAAUAUUGUGGGACGUGAAGUCUAGAAACAUGGAGGGCUACAGUUGCCCAUCCAUGAGCAAGACAGGCAAGCAUAGCAAACAAACCAAAAAACAAAACCAGGGUGAAAUCCAAUCUCAAUACUUUAGAGGGACUCUAGAACUGUGAAAAAAAUUUUUUUUAAUUACUUAUAGAGCCCAUGGCAUAUGUAAUAGAAGCAAGGAAACAGAAGGGCAGUCUAACAGUUUUGCUAAUUAAUAGGUAAAAUGACCUGACUGAGUAGACUUUGGCAAAGUUCAGCUAGUGUCAUAAUGAGUUCUUUUCCUUUCAGAUGCCAAUUUAUUAUAAGCUAUAACUUUUUGCAAAAUAGGCAUGAAUCCUUCAUGAGUACACAUUGGCUUUAAUGUGUUUGAGAUAGAAGAGAUAGAGAGACUCACUGAUUGCACUAAAAGAAAUGUACAUUUUCAAUAAGAAAGGUGUAUGUGUUCUGCAGUUCAAUGAAAGCUAAAAAUAAGAUACCACCAAGCAGUACAGGAAGUCUGGUGUGUUGGUUAGAAUAGUUUUGGAGCAGGGUGCCAAGGAAAAUCUGCUUGGACACUUUGCUGCUUGCUUUUAUUUCACGAUUUUUUUCCAAGUACCAUGACUUAAAUUGUGUUUAUGCUGCGAUUACCUUUUGGCGGGCCCUUUUUAGAGUGAUUUAAAGGAGUGUUUCUGUGGUUUUAUUGAUAUUUCUGUUGUUUUUAUCAUGGUGUCUCCUUAUUUUUGAUGGUGGCUGCAUAUACACUGCAGAAUUAAUGUAGUUUGACAUUAUUUUAACUGCCCUGAUUCAAUGCUAUGGAAUUCUGGGAUUUGUAGAUUUGUGAGAUAUUUAGCCUUCUCUGUCAGAGAGCUCUGGUGCCACAACAAACUACAAAUCCCAGGGUUCCAUAGGGUGGAGCCAUGGCAGUCAAAGCAGCGUGGUAGCAGCCUGUGUCACCUGAAUAUUUUGUAGAAAUCUCAAAAGUAAAAUGGAAAAAUAAGCAAUAAAGACUUUUAUAUGGGAUCCAAGAGGUAAUACUCUGAGAAUUUCUACUUUUGUUCCUUUUAGAGACCAAAUUUCUAGUUUCUAGUUUCUAAUCCUUAUGACUGAAAAAUAAGGAUUGUGAAAAAGCAUAUGGGCAUUAUGAUGUGUAGAUUUAAAAGCAGUCAGCCAACAAGCUGUCAUGUCUUAGAUCCAUUUCAGAGCUCGAGUAGCCUAGUCAUCAAAAGGGUAUAUAAUAAGUAAGUAAGUAAGUAAGGUAUAUAUCUAGUUGAAUUUCAAAGCCAUGGAAAAGCAUGUCAUGCAAAUUAAAUGGUUGAGGGAUGGAGAAGGAGCUGCUACUGCAAAUGCAGUCAUGUUACUCCUGGAAGUUAGAAUAUAGUGUGGGAACACUGAUGGGCAAAUCUGUCAGGUUCUUCGACAUUCAGAUUUUAUAUUUUUAUAAAUUUCAGUCAUGAAUGAACCCAAAUGAAAUCUCCACCUAUUGUGCAGGGAAAUCUGUCAGAACUAACAAAAUAAAUUUCAACAGGGAGAAAUGCAAGGCAGGGGGGGAAAACCUGAAAUGCUCAGAUGAAGGAUGGAUGAGAUCUGACUUGGUAACAAUCUAGGGCCCCAUUCCCACUGGCUUAUAAAGUGGAUCAAGACUCAGAUUAUGGGGGCAUCAUUCCCAUUUGAGCACGCAUUCGAUCCUCAUCGCGCUGAUUUUGUUCCCAUUGGAAUUCGGAUCUGAUCCCCAUGUAAUCAAUUUUUCCAGGGGAAACCCGAAUCAGGGGGGCUUGAACCUGGGUUAAUUUGACUGUACUUUUUCAGAGGUUUUUCCUGCACCUCCUGAGUCCAGUACAGGGCAAAUGAAUGGGAAUGACAAGGGUGUCAGAUUCGGGAACUUGGGGAUGGGAGGAGCAGGGCUCUGUUCUCUUUUCUGCAUUACCAGCGCCAUUUCCCCCAUUCAUGUAGCCUUUCCCCUGGUGGAGUGGGAAGCAGGGUAAGGCGAUCACAUGUGUAGACAAAUUUAUUUUUUUAAAAAUUAAGCUUUUGAUCGCUUAGACGCUCUGUCAGGUGUCCAAACAUAGCAAAUUGCUAGAUUGACCUCCAAACGCUGUAAACACAUCAUUCCCCCACAACCUCCCCCCUGCUCCACAUGCAUAGAUUGAUGUGUGAGGGGAGCCAUUGAACACCAUUUUAAAACGAUCGCCCCCCAGACAGCCCAGGGAGCAAUGGGGGAGGCAGAAGGACUUGAGGGAAUAGAGGCUUCUUCUCCUUUUCUCAGAGGGGCUCUGGGAAGAUACAGGACAGCUUGGGAGGCAAAGGGACUUGGGGGGGGAUGGAGGCUCCUUCUCCCUUUCCAGAGGGGAAAAGCACCUAAGCGAUUGAUUGACUGCUUAAAAACAAAACAAAACAGAAAAACAGGUUUGAAAGAUGCAAAUGGGAACAGGGAACAAAAAUAGCUCGCGCCAAAAUGCAUCGAAGCAACUGACGUCACUGUGACGUCUAAUUGCCUAAGCACUUGAUUAACAGCUCCUUGAAAAAAAAAAGAGGUUCCAGAAGGGCACUGGAAAUGGGGAACAAAAAAGUUCACUUUAAAAUACAGCAGGGAAAAAUGCAAUUGGAACGAAAACAUAGGUCAAAAUAAAUUGAGUCAUUUUGCAGCCUUUCCUAAUGGGAAUGAAGGACCAGAUUCGAUUAGGACUCGUAAAAAAAAUUUGAGCCAGAAUCACAACAGUAUACGUCACUUUUUGUGCCCAGUGGGAAUGGGGCCUAGGAUUGGUAGAAGACCGAAAACUAAACAUGAGUCAACAUGAUACAGCUGCUAAAAAAACCUAGGCUGCAUCAAUAAGAGUGUAGUGUAUACACUGCUGGAAGUAAUAGUACCACUCUAUUCUGUUUUUUUUCUUUUAAGACAUAACCAUGAGAUGGUUUUUACGCCAGGUGUGUGUUAUAGCUAUGGUUUGUUUUUUGUAUUUAAUGUAUGUAAUUUUAUGCUGUUUUUAUUUGAUGUGGUUAAUUGUUCUUAAAAACUUUUAUUGUAAAGGUUUUAAAAAUGUUUUUAUU